Molecule: messenger RNA, 2739 nt
Organism: Salvia miltiorrhiza (redroot sage)
Lineage: Eukaryota; Viridiplantae; Streptophyta; Magnoliopsida; Lamiales; Lamiaceae
Exons: 12
Coding region: 65-2239 (724 amino acids)
Source: RefSeq, a predicted model, not a curated record
AAAUGGAAAAUUAAGAAGAUACUACAACUCACACUUGUCCUCUGCAACUGAAAACGAUGAAUCGAUGAAUCAUAGCUUUCCGCACCAAACCCAUUACAACUUGCCAUUCUUUUUCGCUCCCACCUCAAAAAUUUGUGAACUUGACAAACAAAUCAUCACGAUUACGGUGGAAGACGGUUGCAAGAUGAGUCCUCGGCCUGAAUACCUACGUCUCCGCCGCCUCCUACACGACUCUCUUCACCGCUUUUCACAUUUGCAGGAUCUCACCCCCUAUCCCUUGACUCAAGAAAUUGAGAAAGACCUUCUAAUUGCUCUUUCUCAGAUUUUCAGACAAGUUAAGCAGCUGAUAGACGAAGUCGACUCUGACGAGGAGGAGCUGUUGGAAGACACUGCUUGUGAGGGUGAAUGUUUGAUUGAUGCAACUGCACAGUUGGACAACCGCCACUGUUUGGUUACUAUCAUUGGUGACUUGAUGUUUUUACUCGCUGUCAACAGUCAGCAUGCUCAACAUUUAGUGGGGAACACCCUUGUGGCCAUUUCCGAGUUUUUGCUUGCAUCAGAUGGUGAUUGGAAUGAUUUCAUGCAGUUGUUGUGCCUUUGCUUGGAUUUGUCAAUUUGCAACGUUCUUAAAUCUCCUUCAAUUAGUGCGUUAGAAACUAGAUAUCUAGAUUUCAAUACAUCUACAAGAUCUUCACUGAAGCUGAAACUGAAAACUGCAAAUUGGUCGGCGGUGGCUGCUAUUUCCCGAGUUAUACGUAAUAUACAAAAAUGUCUGAAGCAAGAUUUCGAUGAGAAAUACGUGAAAACAUACUUGGAUUCUGUCAGCUCUUUAUUGAUAAAUCUUCCGUGGGACUUAUUAAGAGAGAUCUAUGUUGGUCAUAAUCCAGAAUGUCUUAAUGGCCGUGAGGAAAAUGUACUGAAAAUAAAUGUUUCUCAACUGAGAGAAAUGACUACGUUUUUUGGACAUUGCAUUCAGUUACUCUGUUCUUUGGUCACACAAAGCAGUUCUCUUGAAGGCGAACUUGGGUUUUCACCAAUUAUUUGGCGAAUUAUAAAUCUUGUCCCCAAACUUACGUUGUGGUGCCAAGUUGAGGUUCAAAGCCCUUCUCAUGUCCGCAUGUCUCAUUACUUCAGACACAAAGUGCUGAUGCUAAUGGUCAAGCUUAGUUGUACCAUCCGUACUGGGCAAACUAUAAGUUAUACAUGGAUGCAUCUACUGCACAAGUACUUUGAAGAUCUAUUGUUGCAUCCUAUAUCUGGGGGUAAACUUGAUCGAGAUGGCUUUCUGGAAGGGUCACCAUUCUGCACUAGCAUUUUUGAUGCAGAACAACAAAAUUUUCCAUCUUCCCAUUUGCAAAGGCUGGCGAUUUUGCUUUUCUUGAAGUGUUCACUCAAUUUGGUUGGCACACGAGGAGUUCCUGAUGAACAGCAAUGCAUGCAUGAAAACCUGAAACUUAUAAGUUCUUCUCACCUGAAUUUGGAUUCAAGGUCUUGCAGUGACAGCAUAGGUUUAAAAGAGCUCCAUAAAUGGCUUCAAUCUCACGUUCAUGCUGAUAUUAUUCUGAAUGACGAAUUAUAUUUUGAACGAUGUGUGAGAUUCACAUUAUCCUUUAUCCAACUAUUUAUGCACGAGGAUGACAUACUGUUUGAAAUGCUCUUGCAACUAUUUCAUGUGCCAUUUUUUCAAGAACGUGAGAUUAUUGAAGACGAGCCACUUGCUGAAGUGAAGAAUCAUCUUGCUGCUGAUUUGUUUAAUCCCAUUCAUUUGUUCCAUUUAUUUCUUGCUGAGAUAAGCUAUGAUCAUCAAGUUCUUCUUGACUAUCUUAUCUCAAAAGACACUGGAUCCAGCUGUGCUGAAUACCUUUUGAGGUCAUUACGAAUCAUUUGCAAUUCUUGGAGUUUAUUUGUUGAAUUUCCGGGAGUGAAAGAUGAUUCCGGCCAAUUAUGUGUAAAGAGACGGAAGGUUUUAGCAGAUUCUAGAGAUAUCAAGGGAGUAACAUAUCUGGCAUCAUUGAAAGAGAGUGGGAUUCCAUCACUUGAGACAGAGCGUAACGAAGACCAUGCAUAUGUCAAUAAGAGCUCUACCAAUUUUAAACUACCAUUCGUCGCUGUUAGGGAUUGCUUGGCUUCAUUGACCACGUCUGUUGACAGUCUUAACAGAAAAGGUUUAUUUCCAUAUAAUCCACAAGUGCUUCUGCGGCGUUUGAUGAAGUUUGAGGAGCUCUGUUUUCAGCAAUAAAUUAGUGAAACUCUGUUUGAAUAAUCUAUUCUGAGUUGGCUCUAAGAUGGAGACUGCAGUUAGACAAUAUAACAAAGAUGGAGCCAUGUCCGGCCGCCACGGCCUCGUCGGCAACCAGAUUUGCUUGAAUCUCACCUCUUAGAUGAGAUUUCUUCACAAUCUGAGCUAAACCACCCAUUCAAAUUCUCCAUAGACCUGCACCUGCAGCGUCUAACAAGAUGCCGAUUCCUUCGUUGAAAUGCCGGAGAAGAUGGAGGAGAGGCGUAAGCCAAUGAACCGGAGAAUUUGCUGCCCGGGGAAGAGACAGAGCUGCUGAUUUUGGGGGAAGCAAAUCGACGAUGGUUGGAUUAUCAGAUCUAUUCGAUGAAAUCAAACACCAAGAGAGAAAAAUUAAUAUUAGGGAUAAAUUUGUAUUUUAGUAUAGAAAAUGACUAAUUUUUAAGUUUUUUAUUUGUAUGAAUAAUUUUUAUUUUUACUAUAAUAAAGUGGUCAUUUUCAUA